Messenger RNA from Enterobius vermicularis (human pinworm), 915 nucleotides. Lineage: Eukaryota; Metazoa; Nematoda; Chromadorea; Rhabditida; Oxyuridae. The record is from the annotation of a GenBank genome assembly.
AUGGUUUCCUCAGUGCCGUUGAUUAGCGACGAUUGUGAUGGUGUAGGAAAUGAGGAGGAAGAACAAUACUUGAGCCAAAUCAAACACAUAAUGGAAACUGGCACUGAAAUUGUGGAUCGUACUGGUGUGGGUACAUUGUCAGUUUUUGGACUUCAUUCAACGUAUUCGUUGCGUAACGGCGUUUUGCCUUUAAUCACCACAAAGCGAGUGUACUGGAAGGGAGUAGUUGAAGAAUUAUUGUGGUUCAUUCGUGGUGAAACGAAUUCUAAAACUUUGUCAGCUAAAAAUGUUAAAAUUUGGGACGCUAACGGUUCUCGCCAAUUUCUUGACAGCCUUGGGUUUACCAGUCGGCCGGAAGGGGAUUUGGGACCUAUUUACGGUUUUCAAUGGAGACACUGGGGUGCUACUUAUCGGGGGGUUGGUGAGAAUUACCAGGGCCAAGGGAUUGACCAACUGGCAGAAGUCAUCCGAUUAGUAAAGGAAGAACCCAAUAGCCGCAGAAUUAUUCUUUCUUCGUGGAAUGUUCAAGAUUUGAGCUUGAUGGCGUUGCCCCCUUGCCACACUUUGGCGCAGUUUUCAGUGAAGAACGGAGAACUUCACUGCCAAUUGUAUCAGAGGUCUGGCGAUAUGGGGCUUGGAGUGCCUUUCAAUCUGGCUAGUUAUGGUCUUCUUACACAUAUGAUAGCUCGAGUUUGUGAUUUAAAGCCUGGUGACCUACAUCAUGCUUUGGGUGAUGCGCAUGUUUACUUGAGCCAUAUUACCGCUUUGAAAGAACAGUUAAAAAGAAAGGCUCGGAAAUUCCCCACUAUACGAUUUGAAGGAAUACAGAAAUCCAUUGAUGACUUCACUUCAAAAGCAAUUAUUCUCGAGAAUUACAAUCCCUGGCCGUCGAUAAAAAUGGACAUGGCAGUAUGA